UUCCACACGCCAAAACCCCUUGCCUAUAAAUUCUCGUAACAAUCUAAGUGACUAAGUGUGCCCUCCACACUCUAUUGCCUUAAACUUUGGAUGUCCUAAAGAAACUCAUAUUUUUCCUACUAUUUUUCUAACUUUCCUACAAAUAACUCUUCUAUGGCUUCUGAUCACUCAAGCAACAACAAACCCUCCUUCAACCAAGUCAAGCCUACAACCACAACUAGCCUCGACGUCAACCAAGAGCCCGAUGGCCCGGAUUACUCGAAACGGGCUCAGUGGCUUCGAGCCGCGAUCCUUGGGGCUAAUGAUGGCCUCCUCUCAGUUGCCUCCCUCAUGAUUGGGGUGGGGGCGGUCCGGCCCGACCCAGGAACAAUGGCCCUAACCGGGCUCGCUGGCUUGUUUGGUGGGGCUUGUAGCAUGGCCCUAGGAGAGCUCGUGUCGGUCUGGGCCCAACGUGAUGCUGAGCUUGCUCAGCUCCUUCGCGAUCAUGAGGCCCAGCCCGGCCCACCUGGCAUCUUGGAGGAUCAAAAGCGGGCUUUGCCAAGCCCGCUAAGUGCGGCAGCCGCCUCGGCCGCAGCAUUUGCGGCCGGAGGAGGUGUUCCGCUCUUGGCGGCCGUCUUCAUAAAACCCUAUAGGGCUAGACUAGCCAUGGUACUGGCCACUGUGAGUCUGGCGCUAUUCGCCUUCGGAUGGUUAGGGGCCUUCCUUGGUAAGGCGCCAGUUUUGAGAUCAUCAUUAAGAGUUCUAAUAGGGGGAUGGGUGGCCAUGGGGGUCACUUUUGGGUUAACAAAGUUGGUUGGUUUGACAGGAAUCUAGAUAACUAGAAGUGUGGUUUAUUAUUUCAUUAUAAUGUACUAGAAAACUACACGGUAUGUACACUUCAUAGAAUCAAAUGUGCAUACUUGCAUUGAAUAGUAACAACAGCCAUGUUUACAUGCAAACUCGUUAUUAUAGUAUACAGGCAAUACAGCUUUACAAUUGACAUGUGCAUGUAAAUUCGAUGGCCUUAUUCCCUAAGGCAUCAAUGGUUGAAUUAGGUCUAAUGCUUUUAAUGCAUAUAUGAAGUACUUGCAGUUUUGGUUGA
Messenger RNA from Beta vulgaris subsp. vulgaris (sugar beet), 1081 nucleotides. Its product is annotated as vacuolar iron transporter homolog 2. Gene Ontology annotation, cellular component: membrane. Gene Ontology annotation, molecular function: manganese ion transmembrane transporter activity; iron ion transmembrane transporter activity. Lineage: Eukaryota; Viridiplantae; Streptophyta; Magnoliopsida; Caryophyllales; Amaranthaceae. Gene Ontology annotation, biological process: intracellular manganese ion homeostasis. The record is from RefSeq and is a predicted model, not a curated record. The transcript has a single exon. The coding region runs from base 154 to 813 and encodes 219 amino acids.